Molecule: messenger RNA, 2118 nt
Organism: Pseudovirgaria hyperparasitica
Lineage: Eukaryota; Fungi; Ascomycota; Dothideomycetes; Acrospermales; Acrospermaceae
Exons: 1
Coding region: 1-2118 (705 amino acids)
Source: RefSeq, a predicted model, not a curated record
AUGUCUUCCUCGUCAGAAAACGAGAAUCCUUCGCCGCUGCAUACGAAGCCGGUCCUGCGCAUGCCGUCGCCCCGCCGCAGGCCUCUCCAUGACAGAUCAAACUCUCGGAACAACGACUGGGCCGGACCAAGUAUCCGCAUGGUAGACGACCUGGAUGUGACGACUUAUGCGAAGACGCCAUUUCCAAACCAUCCCUCUCAAAUCUUAGCACCGCGCAGAGAGCCGCCUGGUUAUGCGUUCGGGGACAGGGGCUCUGGCGGUGCUCGAGUUUCGGAUGCUAGCUCGGCUACUAGGGUUCCAUCAACGGAAACGAGCAACCCCACGGAGGACUUGUAUCCCAAACCACUACAGUUGCGCAAAGGCCAGCGGGGUUCUGGUUCGGUAUCAAAUUCAGAUGUCGAGAGCGUCACGGAUGCGUCGCCAUGGACACCUGCUUCGUUCCGCUUGUCGCAAGACGUCAGUCCCCCGUCCACACCAGGCGUUGCACGAAAUUCCCUAUUACCACCAGGCGGCUUAGACAUCGUCAAGGAGGAGUCGCCGCCAUUGCCACCGCAACAGGAACAGCAGCCUCUACAGACUCUACAGCCUCUGCAAGACCAGCCCACGAUACGCGCCGUUCACCCAUCAAGCGCUGCUCCUUCACAACCACUCACCUCGGCGCAGUCAAAAGCCUCUCUCACUUCCUCCACCUCCACCGACACUCUUGUUCUUCACUACGGCAUCGAAGAGCGCAGUAAUUCCUCAAGUUCUGACCUUGCCUUUCCACGUCCACCUUCACCUGUUCGACAGGCCAAAACACCGACAUAUGCGCAACCACGUGUAGCGAAGCGGGCUUCAUCUGCACUACCAGCCUCUCCUUCUCGACCGAAGAUUAACCAAUCAUCCGACUCUCUGGCCUCUCUGGAUUCAAACUCUUCGGAACGCCCUCGAUCAUCAUCUGCGCCCGUCUGCGUGCCUCAUGUUUCUUUCACUGCGGGAACAGAACGCCCGAGUGUUGUUCAGUAUCCGGUAGUCCGGGCACCGCAAUCGAGCGGUUCUUGGGCGCAAUCCUCUCAGGCUGUACCACGUCAGAAAUCCAAGAAAGCCUCGCGAAUGAGUGAUCGGUUUUCGGGCCGGCCCUUGAACACGCAGCUCUCCAACAAUCCUUCAGCGUCUGGACAAGCAUCCCAAUCAUCGCAGACACGCCCGCAGUCGAAUGUGAAAGUGCUGAGCUCAGUCCCGGAGCGCAAGCCUGUGCCUCGUAGCAGGGUUGUAGAGCAGCCAUCGGCGGAGUCACUGACGGUGCCUCAACGGACACUUUCGAAUGUGCGACCGCACGACUGGAGGGAUUCGGAUGAGCAUCAUGAUGUAGUCACGGAGCUUCAAUCGCCGCCUCUCAGAAAGCAGCGUUCUGGCUACUUUAGCAGGUUCUCGUCCGAGUCACGGCCCAACUCAUCACGUGGCAGCGGCUCCAGACCGAGCUCGUCAUCGUCGGAUGUUGCGCACUUUAUCGCCAACACGAUACCUGCUUGGGCGAGAUACUACUACCAGAGAGGUGAGCGAGGCGCCGACUUGGCCGUGGAUGGUGACUGCCGAAGAGACUCGGUGCACAGCGAGGGCACCAGCGUCAGCAGCGAGCCCAACUACCGUGUAUGGCGUCCACGCACCAGACCUCGGCCAGGUGAUGAAUCGACGGAUUCUCUCGCCAUCUCUGAAGCGCGCGUGGAGCAGGAGGCAUAUGUGCAGGGAGGACGUCGGCAGCCGAUGAACGAGCCAUGGGCACCUCGUCUUCGACGCGACAAACGGCCAAUAUCGCGCAUCAGUGCGUGGCGAGCACCGUCGUUUGAUGACGCGUUCAACUUUCUGUCCUGGUCGCAAGGCAAUCGACAGGUGCUCUUGUUCUGUCUUGGCUUCUUCUUCCCCCCGUUAUGGAUCAUGGCCUCGUUCCUCUACGUUCGACCGCCGGAAUGCCACGAGAAAGAUGCGACGCCGGGCCAGGUGGAGGCAGCAAUGGCAGAGCACAUGGGGCAGAUUGACGAGAUCCGGUACCAGAAGGCGCGCUGGUGGCGGAACCUCAACCGCAUCAUGUCGGUCGUCGGCGUGGCUCUAAUAGUAACAAUCGUGAGUGUGAGGGCCUGA